AUGGCGCCAACCACAUUCCUAUCCAUCCCACAGGAGAUUCGAAGUAUGAUCUACGCCUACUCCUUCUCCCAAGAGUCUCUCGAAGUCACGCCCGUCAACAAAAACGAAUGGUGGCUAAUAUGGCUGCCCACCCGCGACGAGACCCACAACCUCCUCGACCCAAUCGCCACAAACGCCAUGAUAGCAGACGAAGCCCGCACGAUAUACUUCGCACCCCUCAAAUUCACCAUCAAAGCAAAAGUUCCCGGCGUAAAUAUAGGCGCUUUUCCCGGUCGAGUGGUCAACGGCAACAUCGUCUUCCACAUCAACCACUACUCGCUGAAGGAUACACGACGACUAACCCGACGCAUGGCUCUGCUCAACGAGUACCCGAAUCUCAAGCGGUUGACGCUCUGCCCUGAAUUCGUCCCUCCAUCUAAGUUCUUUACCAAAACUUGGAAACAGGCUUCGAUCUGCAAGCGUCUUGAGAAUUUGUGCCAGACGACGGCACCAUUCGUGAAGAAACUGGGAGAUAGCUGUCAAUUUCGUCUGGAGUUUUUGGCGGUGCAGAAAUAUGCGGGCGGGUAUAAUUACGUGGACUGUGAGCUUCGUGGAUCGGUUGAAGAGGUGCGGUAUGUCAAUGAGUUGCUGAGGGGGAGGCCGUGGCGGAAGAAGGACAUCGAUUCGAGGAAGGGACCCAUUAUGUGGGUGCGAGAGGAUGUUCGCUAUCCAAGAUAG
Messenger RNA from Bacidia gigantensis, 717 nucleotides. RefSeq lists its product as uncharacterized. The transcript is spliced from 2 exons. NCBI's taxonomy places the organism in Eukaryota, Fungi, Ascomycota, Lecanoromycetes, Lecanorales, Ramalinaceae. Bases 1 to 717 code for a protein of 238 amino acids. The record is from RefSeq and is a predicted model, not a curated record.